Lachnellula hyalina is the source of this 2151-nucleotide messenger RNA. It is a transcript of the gene WBC30, whose product is annotated as putative white-brown complex protein 30-like. Lineage: Eukaryota; Fungi; Ascomycota; Leotiomycetes; Helotiales; Lachnaceae. Gene Ontology annotation, cellular component: membrane. Gene Ontology annotation, molecular function: ATP hydrolysis activity; ABC-type transporter activity; ATP binding. The transcript is spliced from 4 exons. The coding region runs from base 1 to 2151 and encodes 716 amino acids. The record is from RefSeq and is a predicted model, not a curated record.
AUGUUCUUUCUGCCAAUGGGAAUCCUCAUAAUCAUCGAUGUUAUACUCGUCACGGCUGUAGUCAUUGCCAAAAUCCAGUCGCGGUACAGAACUAAACAUCCGAAAGCGAGCAAGAAUAAGGGACUGCCAUUUGGUGGAGUUCCGUUUAGGAACAAGAAAAAAUACCAGGAGAUCGGCGACGAUUCAUACCCUUCGGCCAUGGAAGCUGGCAUCCCUCUGCAGCAUAACUUGGAGUUUCAAAGGCCCGAUUUGAGACGCAAACCUACGGGGUUUGAACAGCUCGGUUUACAGGGGGCAGAAUACGCUUUGCAUGAUGAUCUGCAAGAUGAUAAUGGAGCAUCUAGGACUGCUUUGCAACAAUUUGUACAGUCUCUGUCUAGAAUCCUUGGGGCGAGCAAAUUUGGGUUGAACUUCGAGUUCCAGAAUUUGCAUUUCCAGCCGAAGAAGAAUCCCAAGCCGAUCCUUUCAGAAGUGACUGGAAUGAUUGAUGCCGGCUCGCUGUGGGGUGUGAUGGGUGCUUCUGGUGCUGGAAAAUCUACCUUUGUAAACGUUCUCAUGGGUAAGACUCCGAAUACAGGAGGUAUCACUAAAGUCAAUGGAGUUGCUGGAGAUAUCAAAAAAUACAAGAAGAUCAUCGGCUAUGUUCCUCAAGAUGAUAUAGUCCUUCCAGAACUGACUGUUCGAGAGAACAUCCUCCAUUCUGCCCGAGUCCGUCUACCCGCAAGCUGGAGUGACGGCGAAAUCCAAAACCAUGUCGAUAUCCUCCUACGAUGUCUGCAACUCGACCAUGUGAUGCACUCGCUGGUAGGAAGUACCUCUGCACCUGUAAUUUCUGGAGGGCAACGGAAGAGAGUCAGUAUCGGUAUGGAGCUCGCCGCCGCGCCCAUGGCCCUGUUCCUCGACGAGCCUACUUCAGGUUUGGACGCAACAGCCGCGGCAUCAAUCAUGUCAACCCUAAAAGCCCUCUCUCGGCUCGGCAUGACAAUCGUAACCAUCAUCCAUCAACCGCGACAGGAGAUCUUUGAGUCCCUCGACAGUCUUGUCCUACUUGGUAAAGGGCGCAUGAUCUACACCGGCCCUGAGAGAGGAAUCCAACCCUAUUUCGAAGGUCUCGGUUUCUCCUUCCCGGACCACAGCAACCCAGCAGAUAUAAUGGGAGAUAUAAUCGCCGGCGAAGGACGCCACUACAAGCCGACAGGCGACGCUAGCGUCCAAGGCCUUAUUGACUACUGGGCCAGCCAGCACCCUGCAGCCACCGAAACCGAGUCCAAACGUUCCACCGUCUCCAUGGCCGAAAUGAACAACCUAAUACAAACCAUCAAGCAGCGUGGCGCUCCCUGGUAUCGGCAAAUUUGGUUCUGCUUCCACCGUUCCCUAGUCCAGCAAUACCGCAUGAAGUCCUCCUUUUUCUUCGAGCUGGGCGUUGGAGCCAUGGCGGGCUUCCUCAUUGGUCUAGCAGAGGAAACACAAAAGGGAACGAAUUUCCGCGGGAUUUUCAACCCCCCCUAUUCCAUGCUCUCUGCCAGUGUCGACUACUCGGCCGUCCCGCAAAUGGCGCUCCUCGUCGGCCUCGCUAUCGGCCUCACGGCAUCCGCGCCGGGCGUCAAGAUCUUUGGUGAAGAAAAACUCGUCUUCUGGCGUGAAGCAGCGGCGGGACAUAAUCGCUUCGCAUACUAUAUCGGCAAAGUAGUGUCUACCAUCCCCCGCAUGCUCCUAGCGAAUUUCCACUUCACCACCAUGUUCAUGGUACUGUCCGCGCCGCGCAUCCCCUGGUUCGCAGCCUUCGCCGCCAACCUGCUAUACUUCUGGUGUAUCUACGGCCUCGCAUCCUGCGUCUCCAUGGUCACGCGGCGCGAAGACGGGCCGCUCCUCGCUGUCAUGUCAUCGCUCAUCGUCGGCGUGCUGAAUGGCAUGUCGCCGUCGCUCAAAAAAGUCCGCGGCUGGCACAUGGCGUGGCUGUGGCGCGCGUCGCCGGGCACCUGGCUCGCCGAGGCGUAUUUCACCGAGAACAUCGAUAUGGCAAAGACAAGCCUAGGCUAUCAUCUCGGGAAGUAUAGUACGGAUUUGCUGCUGUUGCUUGCGUUGGGGGCUAUCUAUCGCGUUGUGGCGUUUUUGGGACUGCGGUUUAUGUAUCCGGCUAAGCAGCGGUGA